Messenger RNA from Gongylonema pulchrum, 255 nucleotides. NCBI's taxonomy places the organism in Eukaryota, Metazoa, Nematoda, Chromadorea, Rhabditida, Gongylonematidae. The record is from the annotation of a GenBank genome assembly.
AUGAGUCAGCACGCAGCCGCUGGCUUACGCAAGACCGAGCACGACCGAUCGCUACGGCGUGACUUCGAGGAUCUAUCCAAUGGACGAUUGGACAGAACGGAUCAACAAUUGUCUGGACGAUAUCGGGCGGACGGCUCGUUCGAUGUGCCGGUGGAGGCAAAUCAAGCCCGAGCACCGUUAAACAUGACUUUCGAUCCGAGCAUCGGUGCAUGCCGGCCGCAGAAUCCCAUAGAAAACCAUGUCACAGUACGAUAA